Molecule: messenger RNA, 6865 nt
Organism: Closterium sp. Naga37s-1
Lineage: Eukaryota; Viridiplantae; Streptophyta; Zygnematophyceae; Desmidiales; Closteriaceae
Source: the annotation of a GenBank genome assembly
CACCCCGCCCCAUUCUCCCUCUUUCCAUAACCCCACCCCAUUCUCCCGCUUUCCAUCACCCCGCCCCAUUCUCCCGCUUUCCAUCACUCCGCCCGAUUCUCCCACAUUCCAUCGCCCCGCCCCAUUCUCCCGCUUUCCAGCACCCCGCCCCAUUCUCCCGCCCGAUUCUCCCGCUUUCAAUCACCCCGCCCUAUUCUCCCGCUUUCCAUCGCUCCGCCCCAUUCUCCCGCUUUCCAUCACCCCGCCCCAUUCUCCCUCUUUCCAUCACCCCGCCCUAUUCUCCCGCUUUCCAUCACCCGCCCCAUUCUCCCGCUUUCCAUCACCCCGCCAUAUUCUCCCGCUUUCCAUCACCCCGCCCAAUCCUCCCUCUUUCCAUCACCCCGCCCCAUUCUCCCUCUUUCCAUCACCCCGCCCUAUUCUCCCCCUUUCCGUCACCCCGCCCCAUUCUCCCUCUUUCCAGCACCCCGCCCGAUUCUCCCGCUUUCAAUCACCCCGCCCUAUUCUCCCGCUUUCCAUCGCUCCGCCCCAUUCUCCCGCUUUCCAUCACCCCGCCCCAUUCUCCCUCUUUCCAUCACCCCACCCUAUUCUCCCGCUUUCCAUCACCCGCCCCAUUCUCCCGCUUUCCAUCACCCCGCCAUAUUCUCCCGCUUUCCAUCACCCCGCCCAAUUCUCCCUCUUUCCAUCACCCCGCCCCAUUCUCCCUCUUUCCAUCACCCCGCCCCAUUCUCCCCCUUUCCGUCACCCCGCCCCAUUCUCCCUCUUUCCAGCACCCUGCCCGAUUCUCCCGCUUUCAAUCACCCCGCCCUAUUCUCCCGCUUUCCAUCGCUCCGCCCCAUUCUCCCGCUUUCCAUCACCCCGCCCCAUUCUCCCUCUUUCCAUCACCCCGCCCUAUUCUCCCGCUUUUCAUCACCCGCCCCAUUCUCCCGCUUUCCAUCACCCCGCCAUAUUCUCCCGCUUUCCAUCACCCCGCCCAAUUCUCCCUCUUUCCAUCACCCCGCCCCAUUCUCCCUCUUUCCAUCACCCCGCCCCAUUCUCCCCCUUUCCGUCACCCCGCCCCAUUCUCCCUCUUUCCAGCACCCCGCCCCAUUCUCCCGCUUUCCAUCACCCCGCCCCAUUCUCCCGCUUUCCAUCAUCCCGCCCAAUUCUCCCGCUUUCCAUCACCCCGCCCAAUUCUCCCGCUUUCCAUCACUCCGCCCCAUUCUCCUGUUUUCCAUCACCCAGCCCCAUUCUCCUGCUUCCCAGCACCCCGCCCCAUUCUCCCGCUUUCCAUCACCCCGCCCGAUUCUCCCGCUUUCCAUCACUACGCCCCAUUCUCCCGCUUUCCAUCACCCCGCCCCAUUCUCCCUCUUUCCAUCACCCCGCCCCAUUCUCCCGCUUUCCAUCACCCGCCCCAUUCUCCCGCUUUCCAUCACCCCGCCCCAUUCUCCCGCUUUCCAUCACCCCGCCCCAUUCUCCCUCUUUCCAUCACCCCGCCCCAUUCUCCCUCUUUCCAUCACCCCACCUCAUUCUCCCUCUAUCCGUAACCCCGCCCCAUUCUCCCGCUCUCCAUCACCCCGCCCCAUUCUCCCGCUUUCCAUCACUCCACCCGAUUCUCCCGCUUUCCAUCGCCCCGCCCCAUUCUCCCGCUUUCCAUCGCUCCGCCCCAUUCUCCCGCUUUCCAUCACCCCGCCCCAUUCUCCCUCUUUCCAUCACCCCGCCCUAUUCUCCCGCUUUUCAUCACCCGCCCCAUUCUCCCGCUUUCCAUCACCCCGCCAUAUUCUCCCGCUUUCCAUCACCCCGCCCAAUUCUCCCUCUUUCCAUCACCCCGCCCCAUUCUCCCUCUUUCCAUCACCCCGCCCCAUUCUCCCCCUUUCCGUCACCCCGCCCCAUUCUCCCUCUUUCCAGCACCCCGCCCCAUUCUCCCGCUUUCCAUCACCCCGCCCCAUUCUCCCGCUUUCCAUCACCCCGCCCAAUUCUCCCGCUUUCCAUCACCCCGCCCAAUUCUCCCGCUUUCCAUCACUCCGCCCCAUUCUCCUGUUUUCCAUCACCCAGCCCCAUUCUCCUGCUUCCCAGCACCCCGCCCCAUUCUCCCGCUUUCCAUCACCCCGCCCGAUUCUCCCGCUUUCCAUCACUACGCCCCAUUCUCCCGCUUUCCAUCACCCCGCCCCAUUCUCCCUCUUUCCAUCACCCCGCCCCAUUCUCCCGCUUUCCAUCACCCGCCCCAUUCUCCCGCUUUCCAUCACCCCGCCCCAUUCUCCCGCUUUCCAUCACCCCGCCCCAUUCUCCCUCUUUCCAUCACCCCGCCCCAUUCUCCCUCUUUCCAUCACCCCACCUCAUUCUCCCUCUAUCCGUAACCCCGCCCCAUUCUCCCGCUCUCCAUCACCCCGCCCCAUUCUCCCGCUUUCCAUCACUCCGCCCCAUUCUCCCGCUUUCCAUCACCCCGCCCCAUUCUCCCGCUUUCCAGCACCCCGCCUCAUUCUCCCGCUUUCCAUCACCCCGCCCGAUUCUCCCGCUUUCCAUCACCCUGCCUCAUUCUCCCGCUUUCCAUCACCACGCCCCAUUCUCCCGCUUUCCAGCACCCCGCCCCAUUCUCCCUCUUUCCAUAACCCCACCCCAUUCUCCCGCUUUCCAUCACCCCGCCCCAUUCUCCCGCUUUCCAUCACUCCGCCCGAUUCUCCCACAUUCCAUCGCCCCGCCCCAUUCUCCCGCUUUCCAGCACCCCGCCCCAUUCUCCCGCCCGAUUCUCCCGCUUUCAAUCACCCCGCCCUAUUCUCCCGCUUUCCAUCGCUCCGCCCCAUUCUCCCGCUUUCCAUCACCCCGCCCCAUUCUCCCUCUUUCCAUCACCCCGCCCUAUUCUCCCGCUUUCCAUCACCCGCCCCAUUCUCCCGCUUUCCAUCACCCCGCCAUAUUCUCCCGCUUUCCAUCACCCCGCCCAAUCCUCCCUCUUUCCAUCACCCCGCCCCAUUCUCCCUCUUUCCAUCACCCCGCCCUAUUCUCCCCCUUUCCGUCACCCCGCCCCAUUCUCCCUCUUUCCAGCACCCCGCCCGAUUCUCCCGCUUUCAAUCACCCCGCCCUAUUCUCCCGCUUUCCAUCGCUCCGCCCCAUUCUCCCGCUUUCCAUCACCCCGCCCCAUUCUCCCUCUUUCCAUCACCCCACCCUAUUCUCCCGCUUUCCAUCACCCGCCCCAUUCUCCCGCUUUCCAUCACCCCGCCAUAUUCUCCCGCUUUCCAUCACCCCGCCCAAUUCUCCCUCUUUCCAUCACCCCGCCCCAUUCUCCCUCUUUCCAUCACCCCGCCCCAUUCUCCCCCUUUCCGUCACCCCGCCCCAUUCUCCCUCUUUCCAGCACCCUGCCCGAUUCUCCCGCUUUCAAUCACCCCGCCCUAUUCUCCCGCUUUCCAUCGCUCCGCCCCAUUCUCCCGCUUUCCAUCACCCCGCCCCAUUCUCCCUCUUUCCAUCACCCCGCCCUAUUCUCCCGCUUUUCAUCACCCGCCCCAUUCUCCCGCUUUCCAUCACCCCGCCAUAUUCUCCCGCUUUCCAUCACCCCGCCCAAUUCUCCCUCUUUCCAUCACCCCGCCCCAUUCUCCCUCUUUCCAUCACCCCGCCCCAUUCUCCCCCUUUCCGUCACCCCGCCCCAUUCUCCCUCUUUCCAGCACCCCGCCCCAUUCUCCCGCUUUCCAUCACCCCGCCCCAUUCUCCCGCUUUCCAUCAUCCCGCCCAAUUCUCCCGCUUUCCAUCACCCCGCCCAAUUCUCCCGCUUUCCAUCACUCCGCCCCAUUCUCCUGUUUUCCAUCACCCAGCCCCAUUCUCCUGCUUCCCAGCACCCCGCCCCAUUCUCCCGCUUUCCAUCACCCCGCCCGAUUCUCCCGCUUUCCAUCACUACGCCCCAUUCUCCCGCUUUCCAUCACCCCGCCCCAUUCUCCCUCUUUCCAUCACCCCGCCCCAUUCUCCCGCUUUCCAUCACCCGCCCCAUUCUCCCGCUUUCCAUCACCCCGCCCCAUUCUCCCGCUUUCCAUCACCCCGCCCCAUUCUCCCUCUUUCCAUCACCCCGCCCCAUUCUCCCUCUUUCCAUCACCCCACCUCAUUCUCCCUCUAUCCCACCCUGCCCUAUUCUCCCGCAUUCCAUCACCCCGCCCCAUUCUCCCGCCCGAUUCUCCCGCUUUCCAUCACCCCGCCCCAUUCUCCCGCUUUCCAUCGCUCCGCCCCAUUCUCCCACUUUCCAUCACCCCGCCCCAUUCUCCCGCUUUCCAUCAACCCGCCCCAUUCUCCCGCUUUCCAUCACUCCGCCCGAUUCUCCCACUUUCCAUCGCCCCGCCCUAUUCUCCUGCUUUCCAGCACCCCGCCCCAUUCUCCCGCCCGAUUCUCCCGCUUUCCAUCACCCCGCCCCAUUCUCCCGCUUUCCAUCGCUCCGCCCCAUUCUCCCACUUUCCAUCACCCCGCCCCAUUCUCCCGCUUUCCAUCACCCCACCCCAUUCUCCCGCUUUCCAUCACUCCGCGCGAUUCUCCCACUUUCCAUCGCCCCGCCCCAUUCUCCCGAUUUCAAGCACCCCGCCCCAUUCUCCCGCCCGAUUCUCCCGCUUUCCAUCACUCCGCCCCAUUCUCCCGCUUUCCAUUACCCCGCCCCUUUCUACCGCUUUCCAUCACCCCGCCCCAUUCUCCCGCUUUCCAUCACCCCGCCCCAUUCUCCCACUUUCCAUCACCCUGCCCCGUUCUCCCUCUUUCCAUCACCCCGCCCCAUUCUCCCGCUUUCCAGCACCCCGCCUCAUUCUCCCGCUUUCCAUCACCCCGCCCGAUUCUCCCGCUUUCCAUCACCCUGCCCCAUUCUCCCGCUUUCCAUCACCACGCCCCAUUCUCCCGCUUUCCAGCACCCCGCCCCAUUCUCCCUCUUUCCAUAACCCCACCCCAUUCUCCCGCUUUCCAUCACCCCGCCCCAUUCUCCCGCUUUCCAUCACUCCGCCCGAUUCUCCCACAUUCCAUCGCCCCGCCCCAUUCUCCCGCUUUCCAGCACCCCGCCCCAUUCUCCCGCCCGAUUCUCCCGCUUUCAAUCACCCCGCCCUAUUCUCCCGCUUUCCAUCGCUCCGCCCCAUUCUCCCGCUUUCCAUCACCCCGCCCCAUUCUCCCUCUUUCCAUCACCCCGCCCUAUUCUCCCGCUUUCCAUCACCCGCCCCAUUCUCCCGCUUUCCAUCACCCCGCCAUAUUCUCCCGCUUUCCAUCACCCCGCCCAGUUCUCCCUCUUUCCAUCACCCCGCCCCAUUCUCCCUCUUUCCAUCACCCCGCCCCAUUCUCCCCCUUUCCGUCACCCCGCCCCAUUCUCCCUCUUUCCAGCACCAUGCCCGAUUCUCCCGCUUUCAAUCACCCCGCCCUAUUCUCCCGCUUUCCAUCGCUCCGCCCCAUUCUCCCGCUUUCCAUCACCCCGCCCCAUUCUCCCUCUUUCCAUCACCCCGCCCUAUUCUCCCGCUUUCCAUCACCCGCCCCAUUCUCCCGCUUUCCAUCACCCCGCCAUAUUCUCCCGCUUUCCAUCACCCCGCCCAAUUCUCCCUCUUUCCAUCACCCCGCCCCAUUCUCCCUCUUUCCAUCACCCCGCCCCAUUCUCCCGCUUUCCAUCACCCCGCCCAAUUCUCCCGCUUUCCAUCACCCCGCCCAAUUCUCCCGCUUUCCAUCACCCCGCCCAAUUCUCCCGCUUUCCAUCACUCCGCCCCAUUCUCCUGUUUUCCAUCACCCAGCCCCAUUCUCCUGCUUUCCAGCACCCCGCCCCAUUCUCCCGCUUUCCAUCACCCCGCCCGAUUCUCCCGCUUUCCAUCACUACGCCCCAUUCUCCCGCUUUCCAUCACCCCGCCCCAUUCUCCCUCUUUCCAUCACCCCGCCCCAUUCUCCCGCUUUCCAUCACCCGCCCCAUUCUCCCGCUUUCCAUCACCCCGCCCCAUUCUCCCGCUUUCCAUCACCCCGCCCCAUUCUCCCUCUUUCCAUCACCCCGCCACAUUCUCCCGCUUUCCAUCACCCGCCCAUUCUCCCGCUUUUCAUCACCCCGCCCCAUUCUCCUGCAUUCCAUCACCCCGCCCCAUUCUCCCUCUUUCCAUCACCCCGCCCCAUUCUCCCUCUUUCCAUCACCCCGCCUCAUUCUCCCUCUAUCCGUAACCCCGCCCCAUUCUCCCGCUUUCCAUCACCCUACCCCAUUCUCCCGCUUUCCAUCACUUGCUCCAUUCUCCCUCUUUCCAUCACCCCGCCCCAUUCUCCCUCUUUCCAUCGCCCCGCCCGAUUCUCCCACUUUCCAUCACCCGCCCCAUUCUCCCUCUUUCCAUCACCCCGUCCGAUUCUCCUGCUUUCCAUCACCCCACCCCAUUCUCCCUCUUUCCAUCACCUCGCCCGAUUCUCCCGCUUUCCAUCACCCCGCCCUAUUCUCCCGCUUUCCAUCACCCCGCCCCAUUCUCCCUCUUUCCAUCACCCCGCCCCAUUCUCCCUCUUUCCAUCACCCCGCCCCAUUCUCCUGCUUUCCAUCACCCCGCCCCAUUCUCCCUCAUUCCAUCACCCUGCCCAAUUCUCCCUCUUUCCAUCACCCCGCCCCAUUCUCCCUCUUUCCAUCACCUCGCCCUGUUCUCCCGCUUUCCAUCACGCCGCCAAAUUCUCCCUUAUUCCAUCACCCCGCCUCAUUCUCCCUCUUUCCAUCACCCCGCCCCAUUCUCCCUCUUUCCAUCACCCCGCCCCAUUCUCCCGCUUUCCAUCACCCCGCCCCCUUCUCCCUCUUUCCAUAACCCCGCCCCAUUCUCCCGCUUUCCAUCACCCCGCCCCAUUCUCCCGCUUUCCAUCAACCCGCACCAUUCUCCCGCUUUCCAUCACCUCGCCCCAUUCUCCCGCUUUCCAUCACCCCGCCCCAUUCUCCCUCAUUCCAUAA